Oncorhynchus keta (chum salmon) is the source of this 7533-nucleotide messenger RNA. It is a transcript of the gene nfascb, whose product is annotated as neurofascin homolog (chicken) b. Gene Ontology annotation, biological process: brain development; cell-cell adhesion. The record is from RefSeq and is a predicted model, not a curated record. Lineage: Eukaryota; Metazoa; Chordata; Actinopteri; Salmoniformes; Salmonidae. Bases 824 to 4375 code for a protein of 1183 amino acids. The transcript has 26 exons. Gene Ontology annotation, molecular function: cell-cell adhesion mediator activity.
AUUAUUUUAGGCACUGAAAUUGCUCAAUAUGAAUAAGCUCAUAAGCAGAGUGUGGGAAUGCAAUAGAGAUAAAGCUGUGUUGUUACAAAGCUUUGAUGUAAAUACAAACAAUUCUGUCUGGCUUCCCUCAUAAGUUUCCCCAGAUAGGCAUCAUCAAAUGAGUCAGCAUACAAGGUUGUGACCACAGACCAUGUAUCAAGGCUCUAUAUCUAUGGUUGUGACAACCAUCUUUCUUUCCAUGCAAAUGAUGUCAUGUCCAAACCUCAACAAUGCCAAUCAUUCCAAUUCCAAGCAGUGCUCAAUCAUUCCACUCAAACCACAUUUUAUCAUCUCAUUGUUAAAACUAUCCAUGAUACUUAUUCACAAAUGUCUUUGAACGAAUAUGUGCGUGUACACGAGAGAGCGAGAGAGAGGGAGCUUGGCAGGCACAGAGAUGUGGGUGGUGGGGGGGGAGCUCAUUCAUUAUUCAUGAGAUGGGUGGGCAGAGUGCAGAACGGCCAUGGCACAGACAGAAACUCUAUUACUGAGAUGUUCACUCUGCUCUGCCUCUCCAGAUUCCUGCUAUUUGAUUGACCAAGGAUACAAAAUUGACUGAUUGACCAAGGAUACAAAAUUGACUGAUUGACCACCAAGGAUUUUAUCUGUUUACGGUACUAACUGGACAUUGGAAUUGUGGAGAAACUCAAUGCAUUGGAGUGUCAUGGAGAUGAUGGGGAAGAGGGGAACCUCAUGAUAUUCCACUUGAAGGAUAGUACUUAUGAAAGUUCCUAGAUAAAGGCGUCCGGCAGUUCAACAGGAUCGGUGAAGGUCAUUCACUGUAGAGAUGGGGAUGCUGGCCAGAUCCACUCUAUUACUACUGUUAUGGCAAGGACUGUCUGCCAUUGACGUCCCACUGGAAAUCAGACAGCCCCCCACCAUUAUAAAACAGUCGUUGAAGGAUCAUGUCGUGGACCCCAGAGACAACAUGGUCAUUGAGUGUGAAGCCAAAGGCACCCCCCACCCAAUUUUCUCAUGGAGGCGUAAUGGGAAGUAUUUCAAUGUGGCACGGGACCCUCAGGCCUCGAUGAGGAGACGUUCGGGGACGCUGGACAUCUAUGCCUGGGCUGACCCGGAGGCUUAUGAGGGGGAGUACCAGUGUGUUGCCACCAAUGAGUAUGGCACUGCAUACUCAAACAAGAUCAACCUACGCAUCUCUAGGGCCCCUCUGUGGCCCAGAGAGGUUUUGGAACCGGUAACGGUGAGUGUUGGUCUUCCUCUGGUCCUGGACUGCAGCCCUCCUCCAGGCCCUCCCAAACCUGAGACCUAUUGGAUGAGCAAGUGUUCAUCAGGGAGACCUUUCAACUGGCCUCACCAGCCCCACCCCCCAGUCAUGCUGCCUAUCAAACAAGACCGUAGAGUGUCUAUGGGGGUGAAUGGAGAUCUCUACUUCUCUAAUGUCUACGUCAAUGACUCUGCAACCGACUACUGUUGCAACGCGCGCUUCCCCUACAAAAACAUCAUUCAACAGAAGAUGCCUAUUACCGUUAGAGUCCUUACAACUCGCAUGGUGUCAGAGGCCGCUCCCACCUUCCUGUCUCCAGCCGGGAGGUCCAGCUCCCAGACUGUCCUGCAGGGGGAGGAGCUGCUCCUCGAGUGCAUUGCUGCUGGAGUUCCAACCCCUGUCAUCACAUGGACCAAAGAUGGACAGGAACUGGACACGACCAACAUGAAGGUGAAGAACUACAACAAGUUACUGCAAAUCCCCAAGGCCGCUUUUGAGGACUCUGGUGAAUACACGUGCAGUGCCACAAACAAGAUUGGAUACUUGGAACACACCAUCACUGUCCGGAUCAAAGCUGCUCCGUUCUGGUUGGAAAAGCCCAGUAACCUGGUGCUGGCCCCAGAGGAGAAUGCACGCUUAGUGUGCCGCUCUGACGGCAUCCCCCGGCCCAGUAUCCGUUGGUUCAUCAACGGAGAUACAAUGGAGGAUGCUACUCCAGUCCCAAACAGGGAGGUGUCCGGAGACACAAUUACCUUCCGUUCUGUGACUGUGGCGAACACCGGUGUUUACCAGUGCAAUGCCUCUAACCAGUAUGGCUACCUGUUUGCCAAUGCUUACAUCAACGUACUGCAUGCAACGCCACGUAUCCUUAGGCCUAGGACUGACCAGGUGAAGGUCAUUGAGGGCAGACGCGCCUGGCUAGACUGCCGCUAUUUUGGCUCGCCCGUGCCUGAUCUGCGCUGGUCUAAGUAUGGACUGGGCAACCUGGAGGGGAAUCGCUUUAAAGUACACAGCAACGGGACACUACAGAUCAAAGGCACCCGUAUGGAUGACCAGGGGACAUAUCUGUGUAUUGUCAGCAACGUAGCAGGACGAGAUGAAAACCAGGUCAAACUAGAAGUCAAAGAGUCCACCAAAAUUCUCAAACGCCCAGAUAAUAUGAGAGUCCUCCGGGGGACUGAUGUCCGGUUGGAGUGUAAGGCCCAACAUGACCCCACGGUCGCCGUCACCACCACCUGGCUGAAGAACAAACAGUUCCUCAUCAUAGGCUGGAGGCUGUCGCUGGAUGAAUCAACUCUGGUCAUCACAAACGUCAAUAGAGGAGACGAGGGCAAUUACACCUGCAUCAUCAAGACUGAGAUGGACAAGAACACUGCCUCCGCCCGCCUGGUGGUGAUGGAUCGUCCAGACCCCCCUACAAACUUGCAGUUGUCGGACCCCUUUGAGCGCAGCGUCAGGCUUACCUGGACCCCUGGAGAUAGCAAUCACAGUCCUAUCAAAGAAAACCUGGUGCAGUAUGAUGAUGACGACUGGUUACCUUUCAAGUGGAGAAACCUUUCCACGUACCCUGGAAACCUGAACUCUGUCAUUCUGCAACUGUCACCAUUCAUUAUCUAUGAGUUUAGGGUCAUUGCUAUCAAUGACAUUGGUAUGAGUAAACCCAGUCGCUCGUCAGCCAACUUCCAGACUGGUGGAGCACCUCCAGACGCCAUCCCUAAAAACAUCCAGGGAGUGGGAACAUGGAGAAACAACAUGAUGAUCAGCUGGGAGGCAUUAAACAACAGAGAGUGGAACGGUCCCCACCUAAAGUACUUGGUGUGGUGGAAACGGAGGGAUUCCAGGGAGGAGUGGAAGAACGCUACCACUUGGUGGUGUAAAUACUACAUCUACGACACAGACACCUUCACACCAUACGAGAUAAAGGUCCAGGCUGUCAAUGACUUUGGGAUGGGCCCAGAGUCCCCUGUCAUCAUAGGCUACUCUGGAGAAGACCGUCCCACUGCUGCCCCCCUCAACCUGCGUGUGUCCAGGAUAGAGGCCACUAAGGUCACCGUGCACUGGGACCCCGUGGCUCGCAGCAGCAUCAUGGGAGAAUUGAAGGAAUACAAGGUCUACUUCUGGCGAGACAGUAGCCAGCUGAGGUGGCUGAGUGUGAGCAGGGCCAUGAAGUCGAAAGCCUUUCCAGCCAGCGGGCCGCGUCUCUCUGGUGUCCUGCCGGGACUCAUCCCUUACAGCAACUACAAGAUGUACAUAGUGGUGGCCAACAACCGAUACGAGGGACAUCCCAGUAACACCAUAGAGUUCUCCACUCCAGAGGGAACACCCUCUGCUCCAAGAUCCUUCAGAAUCCAGCAGAGACAUUUGGACAUGAUCUGGGUGGACUGGGACACUCCUGCAGAGCCCAAUGGCAUCGUCACCGGAUACAUACUCAAAUAUCAGACAGUGAACGCAACUCAGGGGGAAGAAUUGCACGUUGAGGGAUUUCCCCCAAACACCACCAGUUUUGCUGUUCGCAGAUAUGAUCGCUACACCCGCUAUAGAUUCACCAUAGCAGCACAGACUAGAAUCGGGGUAGGAGAGUGGUACACAGAGGAAUCACCCCAUUAUACAACUGAAGCUUAUGCUCGGGAGCAGGUGGACCUCUCCACUCAGGGCUGGGUAAUUGGUGUGAUGUGUGCUGUGGCUCUCUUCGUGCUCAUCCUGCUGGUCGUCUGCUUUAUCAAAAGGAGCCGAGGGGGCAAAUACCCAGUACGGGACAAGAAAGAAGUGACAUUGGAGCCAGUGGAUGACAAAGAUCAGGAGGGAUCAUUUGACUAUCGGAUAAGUCGUGUCACCACCAUUCCCUACUCUGCCCGACGGGAGGAAGAGACUAAAGUUGGCAGGGGCCAGACGACAGUAGACACCAUGAUGAAACGGACAGAUAGUGACGACAGUCUGGUGGACUAUGGUGAUGGACAGGAGAUUGAGUUCAACGAGGACGGCUCCUUCAUUGGCCAGUACACUGGACACAAGGAGAGGGAUGACAGAGACACAGAGUUCAGUGAGAGCAGGAGCCAGGAAGCCCACUCCCCGAUGGCCAACUCCCCCAUGAGCCCCAUCUAUUCAUUUGCAUAAGGAAACAAGACGUACAAUGGGUGUUACACUCAGACUGGGUCCGGAAUGAACAUUGCCGACUAGCGCCUCUAUAAACAGUUGUAUAUGCGUAUCAGACUGGGUCUGGAAUGCCCACUGCCCACUAACUGGGGGACACAGGUGCUCCCAAACAAAUCCAACAUCUUCUUCAAUCCAGGCACACAACAUGAUGUGGUUGGAGCCUGGUAGUGUUCCUCUAUUCUCAUGCUCUGCAUUGACACUGGGUUGGUGCUGUAAAUGCAAUACAGCAGCAAUUUAACAAUAAUAUGAAGGUUACAGUUACAGUCUGGUUACAGUUACAGUUAUGAAGUUGUAAAAAGUACAUGCUUUUCAGGUGUAUUUUGUGGGUGUGGAAUUGCAUGCGUACAUGUUGAUGUGCGUGUGUAAUAUUCCUACUAAUGGAGAGAUAUUGACUGAACAUUAGGCAGAGGGAUACAUUGAUAAGUUUAUCAUGUUGAUAAAAGCAGUGACACCUGGUAGAGAAACAAUUUAUAUGAUAAAUAUUAUUUAUAUGAUGAUUUAUAUGACAGUGGGAGAAAAAUAUUAAUUAACGAUUCACUGCUAAGUCACUGGUUUAGGCCUGGCAGGAUUGCAAAGGAUCCUUUUAACUUACUCUCCACCUGAUGGCAGUAAAUAUAGUACCACCUUUAGGGCUCUGUGCCCUUGACUUGUUUGUCUGUUGCUUUGUCUAAACAUUGUUCUGUGAAUCUUGGCUGAUGUUGUUAUUGGUAUGAUGACACAUUGUCAUUGUGUACACACAUUUCAGGACUGUGGGCUGUUUCAACAUCUUUCAAAGCUAGACAGAUGUCAUCUGUAGCCUUGAAAAUGUCUGGACAGCAAAUGGUCUACUUUUGGGUGUGAGCAGAAAGUGUAAACACAGAGAUAUCCGUAAUAUCCCUAAACAUAUCCCUAAUCAAUGUCUCUAGGACCAUACCGUACCUUUUUUUCCCCUGUGCACUUUUAUUUUUACGAGGAAUUUGUGUAAUUGUAAUGUGGUGAGCUACAGUAUUUAGAAGUUGUAAAUGCUAUGAUAUUAUUUAAUAAUUUAUUUACUUUCUGCUUAUUAUUAAUAUUCCUUGUAAUUUUGACAAUAUUAACUGAUAGAGAUUUACCUUGUACUCAUGGUACUCUAAUUAAUACACAAAUAGAUUAAAACACUGUUCUAAUGACAUGAAAUGCUCAAGGCCAGCUGCAUUUUUCCAUCAUGAGUAAUAGUGUUGAAAGUACAAUAUGGAGGAGCAGCGGUACAGUAUCAUCAUGUUCUCAAAUGAUAUGAUGCACACGACAUACUGUAUAUUAACCUUCCAGUCAGGGACUAUGAAUCUGCAACAUCGUCAGUAACAUUAGUGGGGGAAAGCUGACAGGUGAUUCAGAGCUGUAUUUCAGACAUAGUUUAGUUUUUUUUUAACUGUAAUGUGUCUCUCCCCUUAAUAACCCAGCACUUGUGCAGUGCCUUCAGAAAGUAUUCACACCCCUUGACUUUUCCACAUUUUGUUGUUACAGCCUGAAUGUUAAAUGGAUUAAACUGAGAUGUUGUGUCACUGGCCUACACACAAUACCCCAUAAUGUCCGUGGAAAUGUUUCUUCAACAAAUUAAUUAAAAAUGAAAAUGUUGAAAUGUCUUGAGUCAAUAAGUGUUCAACCUCAUUGCUAUGGUAAGCCUAAAUAAGUUCAGGAGUGCAAUUUUGCUUAACAAGUCACAUAAUGAGUUGCAUGGACUCUGUGCAAUAAUAGUGUUUAACAGGAUUAUUUAAUGACUUCUAAAUCUCUGUACGCCACGCACACAAUUGCCUAUAACGUCCCUCAGUCGAGCGUUUCAGUGAAUUUCAAACACAGAUUCAACCACAAAGACCAGGGAGGUUUUCCAAUGCCUUGCAAAGAAGGGCAACUAUUGGUCGAUGGGUAAAACAUGUAAAAGCAGACAUUGCAUAUCUGUUUGAGCAUGUGAAGUUAUUCAUUACACUUCAGAUGGUGUAUCAAUACACCCUGUCACUACAAAGAUACAGGCGUCCUUCCUAACUCAGUUGCUGGAGAGGAAGGAAACCACUCAGGGAUUUCACCAUGAGGUCAAUUGUGACUUUAAAACAGUUAAGAGUUCAAUGGCCGUGAUAGGAGAAAACUGAGGAUGGAUCAACAUUGUCAUUUCUACACAAUACUAACCUAAAUGACAGAGUGAAAAGAAGGAAUUAUAUUCCAAAACAUACAUCCUGUUUGCAAUAAUGCACUAAAGUAAAACUGGAAAAAAUGAGGCUAAGAAAUCAACUUUAUGUCUUGAAUACAAAGUGUUAUGUUUAGGGAAAAUCCAACACAACACAUCACUAAGUACCACUAUUCAUAUUUUCAAGCAUAGUGGUGGCUGCAUCAUGUUAUGGGUAUGCUUGUCAUCGGCAAGGAGUGGGAAGGUUUUUAGGAUAAAAAUAAUUAGAAUAGACCUAAGCACAGACAAAAUCCUAGAGAAAAACCUGGUUCAGUCUGCUUUCCAACAGACACUGGGAGACAAAUUCAAUUUUUCUGCAGGAUAAUAAUCUAAAACACAAGGCCAAAUAUACACUGGAGUUGCUUACAAAGACGACAUUGAAUGUUAGACCAAGUUACAGUUUUGACUUAAAUCAGCUUAAAUCUAUUGCAAAACUUGAAAAUGGCUGUCUAGCAAUGAUAAACAACCAACUGGACAGAGCUUGAAGAAUUUGUCAAGAAUAAUGUGCAAAUAUUGUACAAUUCAGCAUUGCAAAGCUCUUAGAGACUUACCCAAAAAGGCUCACAGCUGUAAUCACUCCCAAAGGUGAUUCUAACAUGUAUUGACUAAGGGGUUUGAAUACUUUCUAAUCAAGAGAUAUUAGUAUUUUAUUUAAUUGUUUUACAAAUGUUACAAUUUUUCUUACACUUUGACAUUAAAGUUUUUUGUGAUGAUAAUAUAAAAGACAAAUACAUUUGAAUUCCCCCUUGUAACACAACAAAAUGUGGGAAAUGUCAAGGGGUGUAAAUACUUUCUGAAGGCACUAUUGAUAUCUAAUUGAUUGUCUAUUUAGUUCAUAGAGCUCUUAUUAUGUUGUGUCAUGCUAUCAUCAAGUGUUGCUACAUGAAUAAAGUGCUUGUUUUUUAAUCUCAAGUAUUGUAGUACAUUUAGUAUACAUUGUUUA